AUGUCGCACAGAAAGUUCGAGGCUCCCCGUCACGGCUCUUUGGCCUUCCUUCCUCGCAAGAGAACCGUCCACCACCGCGGUAAGGCCAAGUCGUUCCCCAAGGAUGACUCCAAGAAGCCCGUCCACUUGACUGCUGCCAUGGGCUACAAGGCCGGCAUGUCCACCAUCGUCCGCGACCUCGACCGUCCCGGUGCCAAGCUCCACAAGAAGGAGAUCGUUGAGGCCGUCACCAUCAUCGAGACCCCUCCGGUACGCUACCAAUCCGAAUGCUCUACUCGACUCGAACCACACACUAACACACUACACAGNAUGGUCGCCGUUGGUCUUGUUGGCUACAUCGAGACUCCCCGUGGUCUCCGCUCGCUGACCACCGUCUGGGCCGAGCACUUGUCCGACGAGGUCAAGCGUCGCUUCUACAAGAACUGGUACAAGUCCAAGAAGAAGGCCUUCACCAAGUACGCCAAGAAGCACUCCGAGAACGCUGGCCAGUCCGUCACCCGCGACCUUGAGCGCAUCAAGAAGUACUGCACUGUCGUCCGUGUCCUCGCCCACACCCAGAUCUCCAAGACUCCUCUCAAGCAGAAGAAGGCCCACCUUAUGGAGAUCCAGGUCAACGGUGGUUCCGUUGCCGACAAGGUUGACUUCGCCAACGGCCUCUUCGAGAAGCCCAUCGAGAUCAGCUCCGUCUUCGAGAAGGAUGAGAUGAUUGACUGCAUUGCCGUCACCAAGGGUCACGGUUUCUCCGGUGUUACCUCCCGUUGGGGCACCAAGAAGCUCCCCAGAAAGACCCACAAGGGUCUCCGCAAGUGGACCGUUGCCCGUGCUGGUCAGGACGGUUACCACCACCGUACCUCGGUCAACCACAAGAUCUACCGUAUUGGCCGUGGUGACGAUGCUGGCAACGCCUCGACCGAGUUCGAUGUCUCCAAGAAGACCAUCACCCCCAUGGGUGGCUUCGUCCGCUACGGAGAGAUCAACAACGACUACCUUAUGCUCAAGGGUUCCGUCCCUGGUGUCAAGAAGCGCGUUGUUACCCUCCGCAAGUCCAUGUUCGUCCACACUUCCCGCCGUUCCACCGAGAAGGUCGAGCUCAAGGUACGUCAAACUCGAAAUCAUUCCUCCGUUCUACCCAAUCAUACUAACACAUCUAUCAGNUGGAUCGACACCUCGUCCAAGUUCGGUCACGGUGCUUACCAAACCCCCGCCGAGAAGAAGCAGUUCAUGGGUACCCUCAAGAAGGACCUCGAGCGCUCCGCUUAA
Aureobasidium musti is the source of this 1260-nucleotide messenger RNA. The record is from the annotation of a GenBank genome assembly. NCBI's taxonomy places the organism in Eukaryota, Fungi, Ascomycota, Dothideomycetes, Dothideales, Saccotheciaceae.